GCCGCCGACGCGGCGCGCAAGCCCUUCACCGGCGAGCACUCGGACCACCUCGCGUACCUGCGCGCCUACGAGGGCUGGCGCGGCGCGAGACGCGCCGGCGGCGGCGGCGCUGGCCGGCGCUUCUGCGACGAGCACUUCCUCUCGCACGUUGCGCUGGAGGAGCUGCACGCGCUGCGCGAGCAGCUCAGCGGCGUGCUGGCCGACCUCGGCUUCGCCAGCAGCACACGGGAGGCGAUGGAGGGCGAGGGUGAGGGGAUCGCCUCGGUCCACCACGCGUCGCUCGUGCGCGCCAUCGUGUGCGCUGGCCUCUACCCGAACGUGCUGCGCGCGAGGAUGCCCGACACGCGCUUCGUCGACACGGUGGGCGGGGCGGUGGAGGCGGAGGACGAGCGCGGGAUCGUCAAGUUCUACCUCGCGGAGCGGCGGGCGGGCGGGCGCGUCUUCCUGCAGCCGGGCUGCAGCAUCUACGCCUCGCCCAAGCUGCCCUCGGAUUGGUGCGUCUACAGCGGCAAGAGGCUGCAGGCGCCACGGCCGGGGGGCGCGGGGGUGGCGGCAGUUGCGGCUGCGGGCGACUACACGUGCGAGCGGUGCGGCGCAAAGGUUUUUGCGUCCAAGCCUGCGUGCUUCCGGUGCGGCGCACCCAAGCCGAGGGGGCCGGCGGCGGCGGCACUGGCACCGGCGGCCAAGGCGGUGGCGCCGGCGGGCGGAGACGGGAGGCUGAUUGUGCGCGACGUCACGUGCGUGUCGCCGUACGCGCUACUGCUCUUCGCGGGCGGCUCGCUCGUUGUCAACGCCGAGGCGGGCACGGUCGAGGUGGACGGCCACAUCACCAUCGCCGCUACUGGCCGCGUCGGCGCGCUCCUGAAGCAACUGCGCGCCGAGUUGCUGUCGCUGCUCGCCAAGAAGCUAGAAGAGCCGUCGCUCUCGCUGGUGGGCAGCCCGAUCUACGAGGCGAUCGAUCAAGCCGACGACAUGACAGCCGCCCCCGACAUCGCGCCAGAGCGGCAGUCUCGCGCCUCGGUCAGCGACGACCUGUGUAGCGCCACGGUCCGCUACGUGCGCCUCGACGCCAUCGAGGCGCGCAACCCGUUCGUCACGGACGAGGGCACCGACGCGUACCAAACCCAGCCGGGACCUGUGCCCGCCCGGCUACUUGCACUCCUCGAGGUCAUCGAGAAGGACUACGAGAUCGGCGACCGCACCUUUGGCCUGGCGAUGAACGUUCUCACUCGCUACAUGCGCCGCUGCGGCGACCCGCUGACGGAUGAGGACAAACGAUCCGACGCCGUGCUCGGCAGCUUCAGCCUCGCCUGCAAGUUUAACGAGACGGCGCAGAUCACGCACAAGGAUCUUGCGGACAUCUCGUACAGAUACAGUAAGAGUACGUCGACUGCGAGUUCGAUUGCGGCGAUGGAGUGGGAGAUCGUGGAUAAGAUCGAGUGGGAAAUCUGGGAGAUGCUCCCCCGAGACGAGGCGAGGGGGCGCUCGGAGGAGGGGCUCCGUGACCCGUGGGACCUAGGCGGUCAGAUGGCCUACUCUAGCCAGCGCCGCUCCCGCGCCGCUCGCGACGACGAGCACAACGCCGAGCGCGACCUGGCCGGCGAGGCCGAGACCAAGCGCCGAAAGGCUGUAGCAGAAGUGGAGCGGGAUGUGUGGCGUGCCAUCCAGGCGGAUGCCACCCAGGUCGUCCGCUCCCCGGAGACGGAGUGA
This is a messenger RNA of Emiliania huxleyi CCMP1516, 1710 nucleotides long. RefSeq lists its product as hypothetical. Lineage: Eukaryota; Haptophyta; Isochrysidales; Noelaerhabdaceae. The transcript has 2 exons. The record is from RefSeq and is a predicted model, not a curated record. Gene Ontology annotation, cellular component: intracellular anatomical structure. Gene Ontology annotation, molecular function: RNA binding. The annotation marks the transcript as partial.